CAAAUAGAUUAUAAUUAAGUGCUUAAAAAUAACAGUGAAUAAAAAUGUUUUUAUUGCAAUGUUACGUACAUAACCAAACUGGGUAACCUAUUAACCAACCCUACAUUUUAAUCUAUUACGUUUAAAACUUUUAUAUUUAUACAAAAGUUUUUUAACAUGAACAUGUUGUCAGCACAAAUGCCAAAAAAUACUAUUCAGUGUCUUAGGAUACUUAGGAUAGCACAGAACUAUCAAACUGUAAGUGCUGCUUGCUACACUACUACAGUAGAUGUCCUUGACAUCUUCACGAAAGAACUUUUACAACGCCACAGAUGCAGGUUAAGAAAUAACCCCUUAGAGGUUAAGAACCUUUCAAUUAGGUACUUCAUGGACUCGGAAAACUCUCAAAAGGACAUUAAGAAUAUGACUACUGAAGAAUUAGAUGAAGUUGUACUUCAAUAUAUUGCAAAGAACAAAGAUACCAAAAUAAUAGAUUUAUUAAGAGAUCUCAUCAAGCAUCAUAAACAUAUAAGUGAUAUUACAGUAAAGAAGUUGUAUAGAAACUAUAGUAUUGCUGGGAAAAGUGAUAUCAUAGUAUUGCUGCAGAAAUAUUCUUUUAAACUAUACCCACAAAUGCACAAACAAAAUGGUGAAUUUAUGCACUAUCUUGCAACAGCGCAAUGUAUGAGAGGGAAUUCAGAAAAAGGUCUAUCAAUACUUGCAGAUUGUUACAAAAACAAUGAACAAUUACGGGGUUUUUAUCGACUCAUUUUUAGAGAAUUAAUACAGGAUUCUGUACUAAAUAGGUCUGAAGCAUCUCUAGUAAUUUUCAAGAAAUAUGUAUUGGAAUUCAGUGAGAAGUUUGGUGAUCAUUACCCACUGAUAUGUUUCUGGCAUUUGUGCUGGUCAAGCUCAUGGUUUUCUGAUCAGACUCUAUCUACUGAAUUGCUAGAAAAUUCUGUAAAAUUACAGGAGAUUAUUAGAGACAGGGCUACAGCAUUCAGCAUCACAAUCUUACGGGAGGAGUUCAACGAAGAUGCGGUUCUUCGAUUACUUCAGACACUUCUCAAGUAUGAUAUGAUAGAGGAGUACGGAAAGGUCUUGCAGGUUCUGUUUAGUUAUAAAAUAAGAAUUCGAGAUAUAAGAGGCUGUACAGAAAUCAUCCGAAACUGCGAAACAUUAGGCAUCGCACUGCCAUCAAACCAACAAAAAAGAUUUAUAAAAAUGCUUAUUAAUGGCAAACAUGGACCUGAUAGUAAACCUGCUAAGCCGUCACUCAAGAACUUCAAAUUGAAGUUUUAGUGUAGAAAUUGUGUUUUUAUUUAUGAAUAUGGUGUGAGUCCGAAGGAAAGGGCUGCAAUAUUUUUAAGGGAUACCCAUGAAUAACAACAACGCUUCAAAGGACUUGCCAUAGUAACCCCUCUGAAUUCAUGGAAAUAAAUUACGAAUUCCCAGGCGAGGUGCAACCUUUGCCGCGAAAGAGUAUUAAAACCUGUGUUCCGUCUUCUGAGAGUCUUCAUCCUCGACACGAAUUGCCAUGGCCGAUCUGGAAGUCUAUAAUUAAGCUUCGGAUUUUCGGAUUUCUAACCUGAAUGGUUUGUGCGGUGCGAUUCAAACUAUGGCCCAUCUCAUAUCGUGUCCUGCAUGCCCUAAUACUUGCACGCUUGAGGAUUUAAUGGCGGCUACUAGUGAAGCGGUCUGCGUGGCUGAGUUCUGGGCCACAAUAGCACCUAUAGUGUAUGUCAUCAAUACGAUAAGAAGAAUAAUUAUAUAUUCCAUACAUACAUUCGGAUCGAGUCCAUUAAGUAUGGAACAUUUCACCUUUCCAUCGGUCGCUGCAGAGACUAUAAAUGGGGAUUCAGGGAAUCUAAGCCAAUGUGACUGCGGUGCUUCAACACAGUUCAUGCAGCAUUGGUUUGCCCUCGUGCCCAAACACCUGUAUUCUGGAGAGUGUCAAUGCACUCAAAGACUGUGCAAUCAAGGUGGCAACAUAAUACUCAGACUCAUAUAAUCCUAAAUAAAGAAUAUCAUGUGGUAAGAACCUUGUUUUUUAUCAAAUG
Hyposmocoma kahamanoa is the source of this 2039-nucleotide messenger RNA. RefSeq lists its product as uncharacterized. The transcript has 3 exons. The record is from RefSeq and is a predicted model, not a curated record. Bases 157 to 1281 code for a protein of 374 amino acids. Lineage: Eukaryota; Metazoa; Arthropoda; Insecta; Lepidoptera; Cosmopterigidae.